ACCCGUAAGUCCUUUCUUUAGUGAUAAACAUUUGCUUCGAUUUUAACCCAACUUUUGCUCAUAGGUGAUCUGCUGCCUGCAAACCGACAAGUAUACGAAAUAGCAAUAUGGAUAAAUUGAUAAAGUUAGCGACACUUGAUAAGGUAUCACGAUAAAGUAUCCGACCAGUAUCGAACAUUGGCUCUAGAUGUAGAAGUGCUACUGUUUCCGGAUAGCCACAUCGACCACAACUCAUUCUCCAUCGAUAGUGCCGUUUUGAUGGGUUUGGAAUUCACGACCUUAAAAUAACUGAUUUAUGAGACAAGGCAGCAAGUGUCCCGCGAACGGAAACACUUGUAAAACGUACAAAAUAGUGUGAACAAACUCGUGCUGCAGUUACUACAUACAUGCUAUGUGUUUGGUUCGCACACAUUAGACAAUUUUUAUCGAAACCUGGCAUCUUUGUAGUAUGUCAAGACAUUAUUUGCGUUGGUUGCAUCUUUUUCCAGUGAAUGGAAAUGAAUUAAUUGUUGCUUUAUUUAAAUAGCUAAUCAGGUAGAUUUGCAUGAGUCGGGAAAUAGGUACAAACGAAUAAGGAAUUUCAUUCCUUGUAAAGCACACGUACUGAGUCUUGCGACAAUAAAAGUUGUGUAAACAACAUUCAACAAACCAUCAUAAUACAUUUUAAUGUAAAAAGUAAAUGUGUAAAUCAUUCUGUAACCGAAACAAAAAAAGUUAAGUUAAAAUAAACGAGCUGCCAAAGCACUAAUCUAGCGCGAUUCCAUUUCAGUUCGUCCGUUAAAAAAAUCAGGAAAAUAUUUCAUGUAAUUAAAUCCUGAAACCUAUUUCAAUUCUUAACAAGCCUGGAAGAAUUUAAGCAUACUGUUGAUGUAAAAUCAAAUUCAAUGUUUAUCAGGUAAUUGGGCUGCCGGCUUGCCAAAAUAUUGCGUAUCGAGUGCAAAAUAAACCUUAAGACUUUUAUUUGCUUUUUUAUUUGUAAUGUUGCAUAAGCGCUGUAAAAUCUACGGCACUAGACCAGAAAGUUGCCGUAUUUUUUAAAGAACGUUCUUAGUAGUACCCUGGUUUAAUAUAUCAACAUGAUCGGUUGAAUCGCUCGCCACAUGAUCUUCGUAGCACAUGUUAAUUACAUAUUGUACAUACAAAUUGUGCUAGCCAAAAAUCGCUGCUUUUAACGGGCCUGUUAAAUGGAAGAUUUAAUUUUACUAAAUAACUAAAAGCAACUUAUAUUUCAUAACGGUCGUUUUAAAUUGCUUUUCAAACGACGCUUUUACCCUAGUACAAUUUGUACGCCUACUUGUAUGCAAUAAAUUUUAGAAACAAGUGAUGGGUUGCUUUUAAAAUUUUAUCAAAAGUAUGGGGCAGCCCGGUGGUGUAUGUGUUAUACGGCGCCGGUUCCACACCACAGGACCGAAUAUCAAAUCACAUUCGGACCGUACCACGUAGCAAUGACUGAUAAUCCGACUACGUGGUAAAACAAGUCUAGUAAGCCAGAAAUGGCCGUCGUGAGUGGGGGAGAGACCUAUGGUAUGGUACGGUUUUAACAACAAUAAUUCAGUUUUUAAUACUGCAACACAAAUAGAAGAGUAUAAAAAGAGUAGCUAGUAUCCGUGAUAUUCGCUUAUCCGCUAGGGGCCGAGUCCCGAUGAGCAUGGAUAAUCGGCGUUCCACUGUAAAACGUAAAUUUGAUCCACAUGCCUACCUUUCUUUACACAUCUCGGGUAAUGUUCGUAAACGUCAAAAAAGACGGUCGCUUUGUUUUGGUAUUUGUUUUUCAUUCUUUGUUUGGAAUUAUUAAAAUCAGUUGUUCCCUGGUUUCUUCUAGAGUGCUUGAACACUAUAUUGAAGUGAAUAGUGAGAUCGUAAGACAGAUUAUUCAUUUGUUGUACUUAUACGUUUUGCCCUCGCUGAUUUCAUCAUCGCCAUGGAGUUGUUACAGCUGGAAAAUCAUUUGAUUCAACUGCGCGCUAAAUUGAAUGAACGCAGAAUAAAGCUAUGGGAGACGCCAUAUAUAACACCGGAACGCCUAGGCGAUGAGAAGGAAAUGUUCAAACUGGCUGAAGUGCUUGGUCCAGAGCUUAGUAUACCGGCAGAUCUGUGUAUGCAGGGGCUAAAGGCGCUGCAACGAAAUGCGCUGGAGAAGUUGCAAUCUAAGAACGAAUUUCAAAGCAUGGGUAUUGCAACGGUAAAGAUACGAGCACCAACACAGACUGGAUCUAAUCAGGAAUUUGAUUUGAAGGUGAAAAUCACAGAACUGGGCAGUCAUCUAUGCGAAUUGAUUGGCCAUCGGCUCUCUUUGGAUCCACGAAAGCUAAAGCUGGUUUGCUCGGGACAAAUUGUUAGCAGUAUGCGUUCGCUUCAGGAACAGAAAGUGGCCAACGGUUCGACUAUAAUGGCUCUGGUAAUGUUGCAUAGCGAGGAGGAAGCGAAACGCGAAUGCUCGACGUACGAUCGUGUGCAUAAGAUACGCACUGAUGCUGAAAUGCUUAUCAACGAAAAUGAUAGUUCGAAUUUUUUGAGCAUCGAGGACCAAUCAGGCAAUGCGAUUUUUCUGCCGAAAGAAGAAAAAAAGUCCCUCUUGAUGGGACUUGCGCUUUACGAAAAAGGUAAAACCGCUAUGGUUGCAGAAAAUUUUGAAGAAGCGCUUCUCUUACUCCUCGAAGCGGAUCACGACUUUCGUUUGUGUAACUCAAAACUACUCGACGUCGUCGAUAACUAUGCACUGCUCAAUCUGGACAUUGUGUGGUGUUACUUAUGUUUGAAGAAUCUAAAUCAACUACCGGAUGCAGAACAGAGGCUCAAGGUGUGCGAACUUAAGUUUCAGCAAAGUUACGGCAAGAACAUGCAGCGUGUGACUGCGAUACGAGGGGAACAGUCGAACGAAAAGAUACCGUUGGUAAGACUCCAUCUACUGAAGGCGAUCCUUUAUUAUUACCAGAACAAACGCGACGAUGCCCGAACCAUGUUCCGUGUGGUGGAAGCGGAGCUGUUGAAACUUCGCAUCGACGAUGACUGUCUGAGCCGACUGAUGGAGUGUGGUUACUCCAUGAAGGAGUGUCGUAUAGCUUUGCGUGCCUGUACGAAUGAUGUGGAAGCAUCGAUCGAGUUCAUCCACAACCGUAGACAAACACGCGAAACAAAUGCAAUUCGCUCCGAGCGUGAGCGUAAGCUAUACAAAACGAUCGACCACGAUGCAUCGUCCGGAGAUUCGCAGCGAAUUAAGCUCGAGCUUGUCGAUCAGCUGAUGGAGAUGGGUUAUCCGGAGGAGCUGGCAGGGUUGUCGUUGAAAAAAAGUCUUAACGACAUAAACGGUGCACUGAAUGAAUUGGAAACAAACAGUGAGGGAUUGCAAAACGAACUGCUCCAUACGGUGUCCGUGAAUGUGGACCUACAGAAAAAGCUUGAGGCGCUCGGUUUCCAGCCGCAAAUAGCGCUUGUAGCACUCAAGCUCACCGCAAACGAUUACGAUCGUGCUACGAAUUAUCUUCUCACAAACGCACAGAACGGCAUAUACAGCGACGCACUGCAGCGAGCUGUUGCUGAGUUGAAUAAUAAGCAAACUACUUCCGAGACAAAUUCAUCUAAAGAAAACACAUUACCAACCAGUUACAAUUCUAGAGAAAAGCCAUCAACGAGCAAACGCGCCACCAGAAGCUCCAUUUCUACCGAUGAAGCAAAAAUGGAAGAAAGUAAACGCAAAAAAGAAAUGCUUGACAUUUUAUUCAAAAACUUUUCGCAGGAUAUACGGACGACGGAUGAGGAUUCACAUCUGGAUUUGCACCUCGACGAGGAAGCAAAGUUGCUGGAGCAGUACAAGCAGUUGCUCGACAUGGAUUGACAGGAUUGCCAGUCGUUGAAUAGGUGCCAAACAAAGUCGUUAGAAUGUAUAUUACCCAAAAAAUAAUAAGUGCAUAGCAUUGAUAGGCGAUUACCAACAUUUGCCUUAGUUUUGUAAAUGUAGCUGUUGUAUCAACACUGUCUCUCAAUUUUGUCAAAGACAUUUUUGAUUGGAAUGUUCGUUCAUCAGUUACUGACAAAUCCUUCCUUCCUGUUUACAUCUUUUUUUUUAAAUUUAUCUUUUGAAUGCAAGAAUCACCUAACUAUAGGUUUACGUUUUAUCUCAAAAACGUAAGCGCUAUUAAAUGGUUUUUUAUAAUUUUUGCAAAUACCGACAUCAUGUAUCAUGUUUAAAUAAUAAAUGGACAGAUUCUAUUUCAAUGCAUGAUUUGAUAUACAUUCUGCUAUUUAUUUUAUGUCAUCACUAUAAACAAGAAAGCAAAACGUAGCUUUUUAGUUUUAUAGUACCGUAUUUCCUGGUGUACAAGAUGCAACUCGAUUUUUGGUAGUAGAAACCAAGCUAAAAGUAAAACUU
Molecule: messenger RNA, 4369 nt
Organism: Anopheles funestus (African malaria mosquito)
Lineage: Eukaryota; Metazoa; Arthropoda; Insecta; Diptera; Culicidae
Product: NEDD8 ultimate buster 1-like
Exons: 4
Coding region: 1922-3835 (637 amino acids)
Biological process (GO): regulation of ubiquitin-dependent protein catabolic process
Molecular function (GO): protein binding
Source: RefSeq, a predicted model, not a curated record